This is a messenger RNA of Dreissena polymorpha, 1974 nucleotides long. RefSeq names its product neuronal acetylcholine receptor subunit alpha-6-like. The record is from RefSeq and is a predicted model, not a curated record. The transcript is spliced from 5 exons. Gene Ontology annotation, molecular function: neurotransmitter receptor activity; transmembrane signaling receptor activity; extracellular ligand-gated monoatomic ion channel activity. Bases 150 to 1208 code for a protein of 352 amino acids. Gene Ontology annotation, biological process: nervous system process; signal transduction; chemical synaptic transmission. Gene Ontology annotation, cellular component: membrane; synapse; neuron projection. NCBI's taxonomy places the organism in Eukaryota, Metazoa, Mollusca, Bivalvia, Myida, Dreissenidae.
CGCUAACAAUCAUCUGCGCUGUAUUGACUUUGAUUGAUCAUGCACCUGAUGUAACAUGCCAAACAGCAGCGAAUGUAAAGGCUCUCAAACAAAAACUGUUCGUCGCGGAUGCCUACGACUUAAAGGUCCGACCCACUGAUAAUCAGUCCAUGCCGAUCGAGAUAACAGUCGACUUGUACCUGUUGGCAAUAAAUGAAGUGAGCGAAGCCAAAGAAACGUUGAAGACAACUGCAUUUUUACGUGUGGUUUGGAAUGACGCGUUUCUACAAUGGGAUCCGACAAACUAUGGUGGUAUAAAGAGAGCAUUCUGGCUACAGGGAGAUGUAUGGAAGCCUGAUAUUGCAUUAAAGAAUUCCAAUCUGGACUACAAAGAACUCGGUGUGCAGACGCUCAAUAUUAUCAACAGCAAUGACGGAAACAUUUCAUGGUAUCCUUUCCACGUGUUUGAAUCCACUUGUACGAUCGACAUCAAAUACUUUCCAUUUGAUUAUCAGACAUGCUACCUGAAGUUUCAGGCUUGGAGUUACUGGAAAUCAGAGGUUUUUAUGGUGGGUCGAUUGCAUGGCAUCGAAAUGACCAGCUUCGAACCCAAUCCGAGUUGGGAAAUAAUUGCCACAAGUUGGACAAUUGAGGACGAAUAUGAUGACAGUACCAUAAGCUUUAUGCUAAAAAUAAGACGGAAGCCGCUGUUUUUUAUGUUGUCUGUUAUCUCCCCUAUGAUAAUGUUAGCAAUUUUAAACCUCUGUGUUUUCCUUCUGCCAUGUAAGAGUGGAGAAAAGGCCGGCUAUGCCAUUUCGGUGUUCCUGGCUUUCGCUAUCUUCCUUACAAUUGUUUCUGAACAGUUGCCAAAGAAUUCUGAAUCCGUGUCGUUGAUUUCGGUCUUUCUAAUUAUCCAGACAAUCUGCAGCACAUUGAUUACCAUCUUCGCACUUUCCCUUCUUCGAAUGUCCAGUUUCGAUGAAACGGUGGCGAAACCUCGCGUUCUUGUUUGCUUCAUGCGAUGUUUAAAAUGCAAAUCGUGUCACAAAGGGCCCAGUGAUACGCCGAAGCGUGUGACAAGAACGUCAGAUGAGUCGUCUACUUCUGACGUCGAAUACUCGUGGACAGAAGUCGUCAACUUUCUUGACGUCGUGCUGUUUGUAAUAUUUGCAUGCAUCCACGUCGGAUCGGCACUUGGCUGCUUUUUGCCAGCACAAUUACACCUUUAAAAUUAUAAGUUUAAUAUUCAGUUCUAUUUUUCUGUUUCGAUAGAGGGAUUGAUUUUCGUUUCUUUUUUAUUUUGCUUUUUUUGUUAUACUCUGAUAUGCAUGUAUAUAUAUGUUUAUUUCAAGUAUUGGGCUAUCAUUUAAUGGGCCACAAAGGAACAUGUAAUUUGAACGGAGGCACAAACCUUACAAUUAUAGUAAAAUAUUAAAGAUACGAUACGCUGAAAAACAACAAAAAAUUUGAAACCGCUAACAAAGCACAUAAAAUAUCAGCAUAAACCAUCAUAUUUUUCCACCAUUAGACGUGAGCUAUACAGAAAUCAGUAUUUUGUCUGUUGAUUUGGUCCGUCUGUCUGUACAUAAUAUUAUCCGCUUUCCUAUUCAUUUACGGACUCGAUAUACAUUCACCAAAUCGGUAAUAUAUUAGAAUAUUGGGCGUUGUAAUGCCCACACAAUAACAUGAAAAGGUCAUACGUUAAGGUCGAUAUUGAAAAUAAAGCUGUUUGUAAAGCAACGGGUUCAAAUUAAUUAGAACUUGCUGGCGUUUAUUUAUUUGGUGGUAUAUCGAUACAGAAUAUCGUCGAUGCGGAUUUUGUUUUGCUUUUCAGUAUUUUUUCGAAACAUGUGUUAAUAUGUUGUUUUUGCAAAGUGUAUUAUAAAUACAAAAAUGAAUGCACAUAACCUUUUGGUAAGCAUACGUAUUGUUAAUUGUUGUAGAUGCAUUGAACUAAAAAUAUGUUUUUUUCUGGUAUUAAAUUUGUCAGCUUUA